This is a messenger RNA of Cheilinus undulatus (humphead wrasse), 504 nucleotides long. RefSeq names its product lactose-binding lectin l-2-like. Gene Ontology annotation, molecular function: signaling receptor activity. NCBI's taxonomy places the organism in Eukaryota, Metazoa, Chordata, Actinopteri, Labriformes, Labridae. Bases 19 to 504 code for a protein of 161 amino acids. The record is from RefSeq and is a predicted model, not a curated record. The transcript has a single exon.
AGAGACUGAGACAUCAUCAUGCUGCUGCUCCUCCUCUUGUUUGGCCUGGCUCUGGGUGCUGCACCUCCUUCAGAAGAUCCUGACUUCAAGCUCCAGCGUGGAGGCUGUCCUCUGUUCUGGUACAGCUUCAACGGCCGCUGCUACAAGUACGUCUCCACUCCCAUGACCUGGGCAGAUGCAGAGAUCCACUGUAUGUCAGAGAGAGCCAACCUGGUGUCCAUCCACAGUCUGGAGGAGCAGAAUUUUGUCAGAAGCCUUGUCAAGAACUUUGACCCUGCUGAGAGAUUCACCUGGAUCGGAUUUAGUGACAUCCACAAAGAAAGAACCUGGUUUUGGUCAGAUGGGUCUGCAGUCAACUUUGCCUUUUGGCACACAGGACAGCCGGACAAUGUUAGUGGGAAUGAACACUGUGCACACAUUAACUUCGGCCCAGACUUGAAAUGGAAUGACGAGGAGUGUGCCGUCGUGCUUCCUUUUGUUUGUGAAGCUCGCACAAUGUGUUAA